Molecule: messenger RNA, 1680 nt
Organism: Saccharomyces paradoxus
Lineage: Eukaryota; Fungi; Ascomycota; Saccharomycetes; Saccharomycetales; Saccharomycetaceae
Exons: 1
Coding region: 1-1680 (559 amino acids)
Biological process (GO): transmembrane transport
Cellular component (GO): membrane
Molecular function (GO): transmembrane transporter activity
Source: RefSeq, a predicted model, not a curated record
AUGUCAAACGAGGAUGAAACAACACGUUUCAUGUCUCCAGAUGAGAUGGACUAUUUAUUGGAAACGGCUGGGAUCAACGCCUUGGAAGAAAUGAUUACUCAAGGAGACAGUGGAGACAGUGCUGGAAUAAAUUUUGAUACUAACGAAACCGCUCGGGACAGUAGCUAUGACUCUAUUCGACAGGGCUCUCCCAGUAUUUUGAGUGUUGCCAAGAGCGUUGAGGGGGAGCACGGACGUAAAAAACUAUUUUGGCUGUAUGGCCUGGUUAUGAUUAUUUGUAUUGCGGAGUCUAUAUCUAUGACGGCUACAAUACCGCUGGUGAUGGACAAGGUAGCUGAAGGUAUUGCAGAUGAGGAUGGAUAUUACGAUCCCGUAGCCGUACAGACAAUAGUCUCCGGCAUUUCUUCUUCUACUAUGAUGAUAGCAGGAGCAAUCAGUAUUUUCAUGGCUGGCAAGUGGGGGGAAUUAUCCGAUAGAAUAGGAAGAGUGUGUGUUUUCAAAUACAUGAGUGGCAUCAGGGUCAUCGGGCUUCUUACGCACCUUUUUACCCUAUCAUCGAAAAUGAAGUACCACAAAUGGGCUAUUGUUCUUACUGCGUGUAUAGUCCCAUCAUUCGGCGGAUUAUUUGCGCUUGUAGCGAAUGGAAAUAGUUAUGUCUCAGAUAUAGUGAAAACUGAACACAGAAUGGUGACAAUAGGGAUAAUGAUGAGUUGUAUAUAUGCUACUAUGGGUGUAGGUCCAAUGUUUGGAUCAUUUUUGGUCAAGUGGACCCACGGUAACGGGUUUAUUCCUAUCUACACGUCUAUAGUGUUUGUCAUAUUGGCGUUCAUAAUAUGUGAAACGAUCAUGGUGGAACCGCGCCAUGAAACACAAAUGGCUCACUCACAAUCAAGUUAUACAAAGAGGAGAGAGAAACUAAGAUCACAAUCGGGUUCCGACGGUGCAAAAAACUACCAAUCCGUUACUUAUGGAAAAUUCCAAAUAAUGAGGUUAAUGGACCUGCUCGCUCCAGUAAAGAAACUAUGGCUGAAACCCGACAGUGCAGGGUCUUUAGUGCCACGGCAUACCGUAAUAGUACUCGUUGUACUUGAUAUACUAUUCGUCUGCGGGACUACAUCAUGCAUGCCAGCAUUAGUUUUAUUCUCUACAUACGAGUACAAAUGGCAUGCGGUGGAACUAGGCUAUUUCAUAUCGAUACUGGGUAUCGGAAGAGGCGUCGUGUUACUGGUCGUGUCGCCUGUAUUACUAUACGCGUUGAAGCGGAUCUAUCAACAUUUGAAUCAUUCGAUAGAUAAGAUAGAUAUCUUUUGCAUACGCUUUUCUAUGAUUGUCAUAACACUGAGCCUCUUUGUCAUGAUACGAUUUGGUGAGAAAAGUUCCACGUCCAUGGUGAUAUUCGCCCUAUUACAAGCGUUGAGCGCCUUUUGUUCACCAACUUUGCAGUCUGGCAUCAUUAAAUACACUUCUAAAAAACAUACAGGCGAGAUGUUCGGAGCAAUGGCUUUGGUGAGAUCCUGCGUUAUGCUUGUCAUUCCACCCGUUCUCCUUAAGCUGUACGGAAGUACCGUCUCCGUUAAUCCCAGUCUGUUUAUGUAUAUACCGUUCUCGACGAGUAUUGCUGCCAUCUUGUUGACAUUUUUCCUAAGGAUUUACAAGAACCCUCCACUGGAUGGUCCUUAA